Messenger RNA from Rosa rugosa (rugosa rose), 2153 nucleotides. Its product is annotated as lysophospholipid acyltransferase LPEAT2. The transcript is spliced from 14 exons. Bases 30 to 1862 code for a protein of 610 amino acids. The record is from RefSeq and is a predicted model, not a curated record. Gene Ontology annotation, biological process: phospholipid metabolic process. Gene Ontology annotation, molecular function: lysophosphatidylethanolamine acyltransferase activity; calcium ion binding. NCBI's taxonomy places the organism in Eukaryota, Viridiplantae, Streptophyta, Magnoliopsida, Rosales, Rosaceae.
AACUAGACAACAGAAAAGGGAAGAAAACCAUGAAAAACGCAGCCAAAACCCACCACAUAUUACAGACAGACAAAGUCCAGAAGAGAAAGUCACCUACCUUUAUUCAUCUCCCCCAUUACAAAGUCUGUCAAGACUCUAAAAAAGCUUCAAUCUUUCUUCUCCUCCUCCUCCUUAUAUAUAUAUAUAUCAUUCCAAUGCCUUACACCCAAACAGUAACCACCACAAUGGGCGAGGCCGGCCUCACCCUCACCGCGCCGCUCCUCUCUCCUCCUCCUCCUCCGCCGUCCGAUCAACCCCACUUGAUCGUCACCGUCCACGACGACGACGACGACGACCACGGCAACGGCAACGGCAACGGCAACCCGUUUGCGUUUCUCGGGUCGGGCGGGUUUAAGGUGGCCGUAUCGACGACGGCGGAUCCGUUCAAGAACCAUACUUUGAAAAUCGGAGGGGUUUACGAGUGGUUAAAGAUCGGGGUUUGCUUCCCCAUCGCGAUUGUGAGGCUUGUGAUAUUUGGGGUUUCGUUGCUGAUUGGGUUUGUGGCCACCAAAUUGGCUCUGUUGGGAUGGAAGGAUAGGCAGAACCCUAUGCCCAAGUGGAGGUGUAGGAUCAUGUGGAUCACUAGGGUCUGUACCAGAUGUAUUCUCUUCGCCUUUGGUUACCAUUGGAUAAGACGGAUAGGAAAACCUGCUCCAAGAGCAACCGCCCCAAUUGUUGUAUCUAAUCAUGUAUCUUUUAUAGAACCUAUAUUCUACUUUUAUGAACUAUUCCCUACGAUUGUCGCAUCUGAGUCCCAUGAUUCCCUACCUUUUGUUGGAACCAUCAUCAGAGCAAUGCAGGUGAUAUAUGUUAAUAGGUUUUCACCAUCAUCAAGGAGGCAAGCUGUUACUGAAAUAAAGAGAAAAGCUUCAUGCGAUAGAUUUCCUCGAGUGCUCCUAUUUCCUGAGGGAACCACAACCAACGGAAGAUAUCUCAUUUCAUUUGAACUUGGUGCAUUCAUCCCUGGUUACCCAAUCCAACCAGUAAUUGUACGCUAUCCUCAUGUGCACUUUGAUCAAUCCUGGGGGCACAUUUCUUUGCCAAGGCUCAUGUUUCGAAUGUUCACGCAAUUUCACAAUUUCAUGGAGGUAGAGUACCUUCCUGUUGUUUCACCUCUUGAUAACAAGAAAGAAAGUGCUUUCCACUUUGCUCAGAGGACUAGUCAUGCUAUGGCAGCUGCACUCAAUGUUGUACAGACAUCUCAUUCUUUUGGAGACUUGAUGCUUCUCAUGAAAGCAGCUGAUUCAAAAUCGAAACAGGUGCGGCCCUCAGCUUACAUGGUUGAAAUGGCGAGUGUAAAAUCUGUACUCAAUAUAAGCAGCAUGGAAGCUGUUGACCUUUUGGAUAGAUUUCUUUCUAUGAAUCCAGACCCCAGUGGUCAUGUUACCUAUCAUGAUUUCUUGAGGGUUCUAAGACUCAAGGCCUGUACCUUUUCUGAAGAGAUAUUUGCAUUCAUCGAUGUUGACAAAAAUCGAGCCAUCACAUUUAAGCAGUUCUUAUUUGGAUCAGCGCAUGUCUUGAAGCAACGAUUAUUCCGGCAAGCCUGUGCAUUAGCUUUUUCUGAAUGUGUUUCUGAGGAUAAUAUCUACGUUUUAGAACAGCAAUUUGGAGACACUAUCAGGCCUGCAAUCCCGGAUUUGACUGAAAAUGAGAUCCGUGAGCUGUUCAAUCUUUUUGAUACUGAUCUUGAUGGGAGAAUCAGCAAGGACGAUUUUUUCACCUGUCUAAGAAGAAAUCCACUACUAAUUGCCCUUUUCUCACCUUGCUUACUUAACAAGGACUUCUCAGAAGAUGGUAAUAGGUUGGUGGAGGAGAUUGUGUAGUGGAUGGAUUUUCUUUAGGGUGCGUGAAGAUAUAUUGUACACCGUCGUAACCUCCAUUAGUCUGGUAUGGUUUUUGUUGGAGUGUGAUUGAGAGAGUCAGAGAGGAGCUUCAGGUUGGGUUUUGCUAAGGUACAGAGAGGAGGGGGCAUAAUAUUUUAAUCUUGCUCCCUUGAGUUGCUUAUAGUUUGAUUCAAUUACUUGUUUUCGGGUCUGUAACUUGACAUAUCGUGCUUUACAAAGUGAUAUUACAUAUUAGUUGGCAAUUAAUUAAGUCGAAAUUUUUGCUUCUGA